AUGCCUAGCGUAUAUGACAACGGUCUUGAGAUCGGUUGUGGUAGCAUCCCUGACAGCAGCCCUUCACAGCCUGCCUUUAGCAGCCCCGCAUAUAAAGAGAUUAGCGACAGAAACGUGAAUCUAGAAGAUUUGCAAGAGCUUAUCAACUUGGGACAACAAGAAUGGGCAGGACUGAGAGUUGUUAUGACCGAAGAAGACCCUCCCGUUCCCAUGAUCGUAGCCACCAACAUUCACAACACUAGCCCUGUAGCUUGCUACUCCACAAAGCCGAACUGGCAGCAUACGAACUUGGUCUCUUAUCUAAAGAAAGCAUCGGAGUAG
Molecule: messenger RNA, 321 nt
Organism: Bipolaris victoriae FI3
Lineage: Eukaryota; Fungi; Ascomycota; Dothideomycetes; Pleosporales; Pleosporaceae
Exons: 1
Coding region: 1-321 (106 amino acids)
Source: RefSeq, a predicted model, not a curated record